Anguilla rostrata (American eel) is the source of this 2798-nucleotide messenger RNA. It is a transcript of the gene cplx4c, whose product is annotated as complexin 4c. Gene Ontology annotation, biological process: regulation of neurotransmitter secretion; neurotransmitter transport; synaptic vesicle exocytosis. NCBI's taxonomy places the organism in Eukaryota, Metazoa, Chordata, Actinopteri, Anguilliformes, Anguillidae. The transcript has 3 exons. Bases 311 to 796 code for a protein of 161 amino acids. Gene Ontology annotation, molecular function: syntaxin binding. Gene Ontology annotation, cellular component: SNARE complex; terminal bouton. The record is from RefSeq and is a predicted model, not a curated record.
UACACCAACACCCAGAUACGCUCGCCUCCCAGAAGAGCACAGUGACCGGGCGUCUCCCUCUCUCUCUCCCUCUCUCUCUCUCCCUCUUUCUGCUGUCCAUCUCAUAGUCCUUCUCCCACCUUCCUUCUCUGUUUUACAGCCGUUUUUGGGCUGUACCCCAAAACCAUCUCCUCCUGCACCCACCCCACCCUAUACCCCUGACCUUCCUCCUGUCCCAGCUCCUGUGGUCAUCCAGUCCCGUCCCUGCCCCGUACGGUGCCACCCACCCCCCCCCCCUUGCUGUAGCGCUGUACCCCAUUUCUGGGUUGCCAUGGCGUUCUUCAUGAAGCAGAUGGUGGGGGACAAGCUGAAGAACAUGACGGGCGGAGGAGGCGAGGAGGAGGCGAAGACGGACGCGGACGGGAAGGAGACGCCUCAGUCCAAGGGCAUGUCCCGCGAAGAGUUUGAGGAGUACCAGAGGCAGCUGGUGGAGGAGAAGAUCCAGCGGGAUAAGGAGUUUGCCAUGCGGAAGGCGGAGAGGGCGAACCUGAGGGUGGCACUGAGGGAUAAGUACCGCCUACCGGAGAGUGCCCAGGAUGAUGCCACUAUUCAGAUGGCGCCGGGGGAAGUGGACCUGCCCGAGGAGCUGGCUAAGAUGGUGGAGGAGGAUGAGGAGGAGGAAGAGGCCAACAGCACGUUCCUGGGGAAGCUGCAGAGCAUGGAUCUGGACAUGGACUUCGACACCAUCAAAAGCAAAGCGCAGACCACCAUGACCGAGGUCAAGCAGGCCGCGGAGGAGAAGUGUGUGGUCAUGUGAUGCUCCCUCGUUUCCACGGUUACGCUGACACACCCAUCACUCAACUGCUGUGACACCCUCUAACCACAGCCACCCUGCUGAACCUCCCUCCAAUCACAAUGUGUGUGUGUGUGUGUAUGUGUGUGCGCGCGUGUGGGCACAAGUGUCAGUGUGUGUGUGUGUGUAUGUGUGUGCGCGCGUGAGUGUGUGUGUGUGUGUGUAUGUGUGUGGGCGCGUGAGUGUGUGUGUGUGUGUGUGUGUGUGUGUGUGCGUGUGUGGGCACAAGUGUCAGUGUGUGUGUGUGUGUGUGUAUGUGCGUGCAGAAAUAAAUCUCUCAAAAUUAUUGUCAAACUGUGACGCACUCACACCCCAUUAACACUAGAGGGCGCGUCACUCCUGAUGGCUGUUAGCCUGCUGCAGCGCUUUGUGGACACACCAGCACAUCUGGGUCCUCAGCUGGGAUUCAGAACUCACAGCUGGGCUGUGGAAGGGAUGGGGGGGAGGGGGGCGUCAAAAGGCGACGCGUAAAAAAUAAAUACCUGUACAUACGCUUGAAAACUUUCUAUCCACAUUCACAGCAGUCAGAUUAAGUGCUGUUACACUACACCACUAAUCACGAUGUUGUGUCGUUAUUCUAUACGAUAAAAGCCAUCUGGGCUCACAUCCAUGAGGACGGGGUCGCAGGAAACACAAGCUCCUUAAGCGGGUCGUUCGUUAAAGGCUCGUUCGUUAACUGGGCUGUUUGUUAAGUGGGCUGUUUGUUAAGUGGCUCGUUCGUUAAGUGGGCUGUUUGUUAAUUGGGCUGUUUGUUAAGUGGGCUCGUUCGUUAAGUGGGCUGUUUGUUAAUUGGGCUGUUUGUUAAGUGGCUCGUUCGUUAAGUGGGCUGUUUGUUAAUUGGGAUGUUUGUUAAGUGGGCUCGUUCGUUAAGUGGGCUGUUUGUUAAUUGGGCUGUUCGUUAAGUGGGCUCGUUCGUUAAGUGGGCUGUUUGUUAAUUGGGCUGUUUGUUAAUUGGGCUGUUUGUUAAGUGGGCUCGUUCGUUAAGUGGGCUGUUUGUUAAGUGGGCUGUUUGUUAAUUGGGCUGUUUGUUAAGUGGGCUCGUUCGUUAAGUGGGCUGUUUGUUAAGUGGCUCGUUCGUUAAGUGGGCUGUUUGUUAAUUGAGCUGUUUGUUAAGUGGUUCGUUCGUUAAGUGGGCUGUUUGUUAAUUGGGCUGUUUGUUAAGUGGGCUCGUUCGUUAAGUGGGCUGUUUGUUAAUUGGGAUGUUUGUUAAGUGGGCUCGUUCGUUAAGUGGGCUGUUUGUUAAUUGGGCUGUUUGUUAAUUGGGCUCGUUCGUUAAGUGGGCUGUUUGUUAAUUGGGCUGUUUGUUAAGUGGGCUGUUCGUUAAGUGGGCUGUUUGUUAAGUGGGCUGUUUGUUAAUUGGGCUGUUUGUUAAGUGGGCUCGUUCGUUAAGUGGGCUGUUUGUUAAGUGGCUCGUUCGUUAAGUGGGCUGUUUGUUAAAUGGCUCGUUUGUUAAGUGGGUGGAGGGUGCGGACCAUCAGUAAACAGAGGAAAGAGUGUGACUCAGCCCGGGUUGGGCUCUGGUCUGGGAAACGGCCCGAUCAGCGGGUCAGCAGAGUCCUGCCGUCCGAUGUCAGGCCUUCAUUCAUCUUCAUCAUAACUGGCUUUAUCAGUUCAUCUUCAUCAUAACUGGCUUCAUCUGUUCAUCUUCAUCAUAACUGGCUUCAUCAGGCUUUGCUGAAGCUGCAAUGAUGAGGACCAACUGUUGGAUGGUCAUCUCAGACAGGCCUAUUUCAGAGACUGCUUUACUUUGCUUGUCGGCAGGUUUAGCCCAGAACUCUCUGACUCGUGCAUAAACAUGGCAGGUUUAGCCCAGUGUCGUUUCAUCUUUCCCUGUGAAAAAUGAAGAAUAAACUGCGCUUUCUGCCCUUCAAGUAGUUCAACAUGAUCGUGGAUUUGCUCCUGCUGAUAAGUACCGAAUUUGUACAGAACUGAAAUGAACUAAAACAAAUAAAGUAUUGUAAAAGUG